Aureococcus anophagefferens is the source of this 1494-nucleotide messenger RNA. RefSeq lists its product as hypothetical. The transcript has 8 exons. The record is from RefSeq and is a predicted model, not a curated record. The coding region runs from base 1 to 1494 and encodes 497 amino acids. NCBI's taxonomy places the organism in Eukaryota, Pelagophyceae, Pelagomonadales, Pelagomonadaceae.
AUGGGGCACCUGGAAGCAUCGGCAGCUAUCGCAGGACUGGCCUCUCUCGUGCUCGUGCCUCUUGACAGGGGGGUGAUUGCUGUGAAUGCGCAGCUCCAGCUGUCCGUCCAACUCGAGCACGACGUCCUGGAGAAGCUUAGUUUGGCUUCUCUCUAUCGUGCUCAGUCGCAGCCUGUUUGUAGCAAGCGGCUGCAAAAUCGAUGGACUGCUGGAGAGGACCCUAGCGUGCCCCAAAGCCUCCUAGUCACAGACGGCUCCCUGUUGCCCUCGACGCAAGCCUAUCUCGCGGAUCACAUGGUUGGAGGAAGCAUCCUAGUUCCGGGUGUCGGCUACAUGGAGUUGAGCCUGGCUUGGGCUGAUGCGUCCUGUGAUGCCGGAGCCAAAUUUCGGGAGCGUUUGCGAUUGAAAGUGCGGGGACAACAAGGAGCCAAGAAGCGUUCCAAACGCACUGUGAGGGAAGCUCUCUGUGAGGCCAAAACUCUGAGUCGAGUGCUAAAAUUACAGGCUAUUUUGCGCGAGCACUUCACGAUCGCCAUUUUACCAACACCUUGCAGGAGGAGCUGCAUCUGGCGGUCUGUUUUUCGCGUGCAAGAGGCGCAUUACGGGACUGUUGUUCCUGAUCAGUUGACCUGGAGGAUAGACUUGUGUGGCAACUCAGAGCACCUCCACGACGGAAAAAAUCACUAUCGAGGUGCGCAACGCUAUAUCAAUCCCAGAUUAUUAACGCGCGAUCAUUAUGAACAACUUGUGCAAAGUGGUGUGACGCCUUAUGCCGCCAUAGGAUUGUGUGCGCGACUGCUUCAAUGUCUCCCGACAGAGUGCGCGUACACCGAUUUACUCGCGCCGGCUGCAGCGACUCCUGGCUGCGUCGCUGUCUCAAAUUGGACAGAUUGUUCUUGCUUUAUCGCCGGUCUUCCCGAUUUUGCUUGGCAAUCAAUCCCAGACAAGCUCAAUGCGGACAAGGAAAUCAUGGUUAUUUUAAGAGUCUAUAACAGCAAUGGAUUUCAAGUGAUACAAGUCGGUCUAGAUUACAACGGGUGGAUGAUUGAUUUCGGCGGUGCAGGGAUCCCAGGCGCAUUCCACAACCCAGCGUACCUCGCGAAUCCUCCGACGACAUCCUUUGCUAAAACUUGGUGCGUUACAUCAUACACCUUCAAGGAGUGUUGGACUCUGUAUAUCGGAGAAGACAUGGAGACGUCCGCCGCUAUCAUGGCCCCUGUUGGAAACAUCAUUUUCGCCUUAAUUCUCUUUGGCAUUGACCUUCUCACAUUUAUGACGCUUUUUCUUGUGACGGGAGGUAAUGCAAAGCAGUUUAUUACUGGCCUCAUCUUCGCCUUCGCUCCCUAUCGAAUUCUGGCCUUCGCUCCAUAUCGAAUUCUGCUAAGAGACGGUCUCUCGUGCGAGCAUUUCAGCGGCCGAUGGUGGAAUCUCCACCUUAGAGGGCCCCGCGCUCCUCGAAUAUGCAGCGACGUGCAACGAUCCCAGUGGCUUUGA